This is a messenger RNA of Archocentrus centrarchus (flier cichlid), 3541 nucleotides long. RefSeq names its product cytochrome P450, family 26, subfamily C, polypeptide 1 (gene cyp26c1). The transcript is spliced from 7 exons. The record is from RefSeq and is a predicted model, not a curated record. The coding region runs from base 335 to 1954 and encodes 539 amino acids. Gene Ontology annotation, biological process: sterol metabolic process. Gene Ontology annotation, molecular function: iron ion binding; heme binding; oxidoreductase activity, acting on paired donors, with incorporation or reduction of molecular oxygen. NCBI's taxonomy places the organism in Eukaryota, Metazoa, Chordata, Actinopteri, Cichliformes, Cichlidae.
GAAACACCGAGCCCUUUUAACAUAUUCAGACCAACGUCACAAUCGAAGGUGGAUCAUGCUGCAUUUUCUAUAAAACCUCUUGCAGCCCGCUCACUGUGUAGGAGCAGGCACCGGUCAGAGGAGCUGAGAAAGAAACUUGCCUGAAACCCAAACGGAUUUCCCUCACUGAGCGCUCAGAGGAAGCUGCUUGGAGGACACCACAAUAAAAGGAAAAAAAGGAGGAAAAGAGGAAGAAUUCCUGACACACCGACGGGGAGAAACUUACGCACAGCCCGGAGAGCAUUUCAGCGCGCAGACGCAGGUGGAUGCUGGGAAGCGGACCAGCCCAGAGGAGAUGUUGCCCCUGGCUCACUUAGGGGUGCUGUCGGCCUUGGCCACCGCGCUCACCUCACUCCUUACCGCGCUCCUGCUGCUGGCGUUGACCCGGCAGCUGUGGAGCCUUCGCUGGAGUCUGACCCGGGACAAAGAGAGCAGCCUGCCACUGCCGAAAGGCUCCAUGGGCUGGCCAUUGGUCGGAGAGACUUUCCACUGGCUGUUCCAGGGCUCAAACUUCCACAUCUCAAGGCGAGAACAACACGGAAAUGUGUUUAAGACCCACCUCCUGGGGAAGCCCGUCAUCAGGGUGACGGGUGCGGAGAACAUCCGCAAGAUCCUGCUGGGGGAGCACAGCCUGGUGUGCACCCAGUGGCCCCAGAGCACCCGCAUCAUCCUGGGUCCCAACACCCUCGUCAACUCCAUUGGAGACCUGCACAAGCGGAAGAGAAAGAUUCUGGCCAAAGUGUUUAGUCGGAGUGCUCUGGAGUCCUACCUGCCCCGGCUUCAGGAUGUUAUCAAGUCAGAAAUUGCCAAGUGGUGUUCAGAGCCGGAUGCCAUCGACGUGUACAGUGCAGCCAAGUCUCUGACGUUUCGCAUCGCGGUCAGGGUCCUGCUGGGUCUGCAGCUGGAGGAGGAGCGGCUCGUUUACCUGGCUCAGAUCUUCGAGCAGCUGAUGAACAACCUCUUCUCUCUGCCUAUAGAUGCCCCACUCAGUGGGUUACGCAAGGGGAUAAAAGCCAGAGAAAUCCUGCACGCCCACAUGGAGAAAAUCAUUGAAGAAAAGAGGGAGCGGCAGCAGAUGGAGGAGGAAUACACUGAUGCCUUUGAUUACAUGCUGUCCAGCGCUAAGGAGCACGGCCAGCAGCUCAGCAUCCAGGAGCUCAAGGAAACAGCAGUGGAGCUGAUCUUUGCUGCUCACUCCACCACAGCCAGUGCCUCCACAUCGCUCGUUAUGCAGCUUCUUCGCCACCCAGCAGUGGUGGAGAAGGCCAGAGUUGAACUGGAGGCAGAGGACCUCGGCUACGAGUCUCACAGCAGCCACAUCCCAUCUGGUGUCACCACGGAAACAGAGGAGGAUGCUGCAGAUGAGGAGGUGACCUACCUGCUAAACAGAGGGUGUCAGAAUCGGAGAGACGGAGGCGCUCUCCCGCGACCCCAGUCUCACAUACCCUACCUGAGCCUGGACAAGCUCAGCCAGCUCCGCUACCUCGACUGCGUCGUCAAAGAGGUGCUCCGCUUCCUGCCCCCAGUUUCUGGCGGUUACCGGACGGCCCUGCAGACGUUUGAACUAGAUGGCUACCAGAUCCCCAAAGGCUGGAGUGUAAUGUACAGUAUCCGGGACACCCAUGAGACCGCAGCGGCCUUCCAGAGCCCGGAGAUGUUCGACCCGGACCGAUUUGGCCCGGAUCGGGACGAGUGCCGCUCGGCUCGCUUCAGCUAUGUGCCGUUUGGUGGCGGAGUGCGGAGCUGCGUAGGGAAAGAACUGGCUCAGAUCAUCCUAAAGACUCUCGCCGUGGAGCUGAUCGGGACUUGCAAAUGGACCCUUGCUACAGAGAACUUCCCCAAGAUGCAAACAGUGCCGAUAGUGCACCCGGUAAACGGGCUGCAUGUGCGUUUUGCUUACAACUACCCACUUUAGAUUUAAAAAAAGACAAAUACAGACUGAGAAACUCAGCCCAGGAGGCAAUCUGACCCCCCCGCUUCUCUCUCCAAGAACUCUCUAAGAGAUAAUGACCUCUUCAGUCCCAAUGGUGCAGUUCAGGCCUCCUUUCAUCUCCAUGGACACGGGGGUGGGGGGGGCACAUUGCCACCUUGCAGUACUUCAUUUCUUCAGAGGUCUGAUUCAAACCUAAGAAACUGCUUUCUGUUGUAGCACAAGCACAUUUAACCACGUUAUCUUCUCACCAGCAGAGAUUUUGUUUCCCAUUUCCUAACAUUUACUCACAACCCAAUUACUCACAUACAUUUUAAGCUAUUUAUGGAAGUCUGUAGCAUUCCUCCCUGCUAGUUUUCAAACAGCAGAUCUAGGUUUUGCUGUCUGGAGUGGACUGCAUGUUCCACUCACCAGCAAUCUCUUCUAUCCAGGAGAGAAACGGUUAUUCAGGGACUCUUAAAGCUUCUCUCCACACAGCUUUUAAAAUUCUUGCCAGUAUAUUUUCUACAAAUCCAUUUUAGAUGCUCCUGCAGUGCACAGCAAAUAUGCUGGAUUUCACUCAAAUCCAGCAGUGUGUGGGUGCUUCAAUGGACAUGUGUGGUUUUAUGAUUUUUAUGCUGCCUGUCUUUCCUGUUUCCUGCACUGACAGCCUGGCUGCACUCUGCCUGGACAUCUCCACCUUUCUGCACUCCUUCCUUUUUACAUCAUUACUAUGGACACAAGUGCUACGUACUGUAUAUCUGCUGUGCUGACUGAGCACAUCAUCAGCGUUUAGCUUCCAUUUAGAGCUUUCAGUCGCCUUUGUUCUUGCCUCUCUGAAGUGCCUCUGAGCAUGGCACUGGGUGUGAGUCAGCUCUGCAGAAAUGCUGCCUGUGGAGAAACAAACUAUGAAAUGCGACAGUCUGAUUAAGGCUGAACUGUGAUUUUUCUGCAAUAGAAUCAUAUCUCAAUGCUCAUAAUGGACACUGGAGAGACUGGCUGUGUGAUGUCAGACUGACAACCAGGAACUUCCCGAACAUAAAGUUCAUUUUAUACGAAUGUUAAAUAUAUAUAUAUAUAUAUAUAUCCUUAACACUGCUAUUAUAUGUGUAUCAAAUGAAGUAGCAUCAUGAAUAAGCUGUAUUUAAAAUGCGGAUGUAUCAUAUCUGUUGUACUUUUACUUUAUCUGCAACAAUGUAUAGAUAGAGACACUAACUAGUAAUGUAAAGUCCACAACAGCUUUUUCACUGCUAGAACAUAGAAAUCUUUUAUUGCUUAGAGCAGCAUAUACAGAGAGGAAAGUUAUAAUUAAUAUUGUUUUUAUUGGUCUGAUUCUAGGACUGUAGAUCUCAUAGAUGCGCUGUGAAAUGUGACGUGUGGAUGGACUUGUGGAAGGAGAUGGCACUUUCUUUGAUUUAAGGAGUCUGUGUAUAUUUGUCCUGUUUAUGCAUUCAUUGAGUGUAUCACAUGUAGCCGAUGUACAGUUGAUGUAAAAAGUAAAUUAGAAGAUGAUAAACAAAGUUUGUCCAAGUUUGUCACAUCCUGUAGCCAAGGGUCAACAUAAUUACAGCUUAUCCAAACUAAAAUAAAACU